CGGAAAGUUUUGCAACUAUGCUCCGUGCCUAUGCUCCAGCGUCAACCGAGGGAUCAUAUACCCCGACACUAAAUGAGGUCAUUGAAGCUUUGCCCUGUGAAAGAGACGGAGAAAAUGUCAGCGGGGAUCAGAAGUCAGAAGACAGAUCUCCCACCAGAAAUUCUGACAAUUCUCAGUGGGAGGAGUCAGGUCUGGAGAAUUAUGAAGUACUCAAGUCACCAUCAGAGUUCUUUUGUGGGCAGGUAGAGGCCAACAGUUCUCGGAUGUACUUCCUGUUUCACGUGCCUCGGGAGCAUGGGUUGAGUCACCAGAAUUUUUCCUGUAAAGGAUGUUUCAGGCCAAUUGGAAUAAUUUAUGGGCAGCCCCGCGUCUGUGAGUUUGAUGGAGGCUUGUAUUGCCAGGGAUGCCAUGAGAACAAGGAGGCCUAUAUUCCUUCCUUGGUUCUCUAUGAUUGGGACUUCAGGAAGAAGAAAGUUUGUGAAGACAACUACAAGUUCCUGCAGGAGCUGGAAGAUCAAGCGCUGUACGAUGUUGAGGAGUUAAACCCUAAGCUCUACGCCCAUGUUCCUGAACUCCAGGAGCUGAAGCUUCUUCGGCAACAGUUAUGCUACCUAAAAUCUUACCUGUUUACGUGUUCUCAAAAAGUGGCAGAGUCCCUGCGACAGAAAGUGUGGCCUAGAGAACAUUUAUACGACAGGCGGGAUCUGUACUCUCUCACGGAUUUUCUACAAGUUCAAUCUGGCACCCUGCAGAAGUUAGUCAAGGAUGUAGUCAAGUUCUCCUCCCAGCAUGUCUACGACUGUGUCCUGUGCAGUCAGAAAGGUUUUGUGUGUGAGAUCUGCCGCAACCCUCAGGUUAUCUACCCGUUUGAAGUGAACACAACCAUUAGGUGCCAGGUGUGCAAACAAGUCUAUCAUCAGUCAUGCAAGACCGAAAGCCAGCCAUGUCCUAAAUGUGAAAGAUGGGGUCGACAUAUCAGUAACAGCAGUAUUAGCGAGGACCACCCAGAGGACUAUGGAAUGUCACCACGUUCAUAA
Candidula unifasciata is the source of this 1037-nucleotide messenger RNA. Lineage: Eukaryota; Metazoa; Mollusca; Gastropoda; Stylommatophora; Geomitridae. The record is from the annotation of a GenBank genome assembly.